Moesziomyces aphidis is the source of this 1068-nucleotide messenger RNA. NCBI's taxonomy places the organism in Eukaryota, Fungi, Basidiomycota, Ustilaginomycetes, Ustilaginales, Ustilaginaceae. The record is from the annotation of a GenBank genome assembly.
AUGGUCUCGGAGCGGCUCGCCCUUCUCAGUAUCACCAACGUCGGCAAUCCGCCAUCGCAUCUAUCACCACUCGUUGAUCAGGGCAUUGGCAGCUCUGACACACUGGACGGCACGCUUCCGCAACUCCUUUCCCACGCCAUGUCGGCCCCCAUCCGAAACGUGCCGCGAGUGGCAUCGCGCGCAUUCUCGCACUCGGCCGCACCUCAGGUCUCUCGCACCGGCUCGACGUCCUCCUCGGCCAGCACCAUCGGCUCAUCCGCUCCCAGCGCCGCGCGAUCCAAGCACCUCAAGCGCCAGCAGCGCAGCAAGGAUGAUGUGCUCCGCAGAGCUGUGGAGCUCUACCACUUGACACCAUCGUUCCUUCCCACAGCUCCGCGAGGCGUCCUGGCCGCAUCUUUGUCCGGCAGGAGCUCGGCGCCCAGCGCAUCGUCCUCCGUAUGGGACGCCUCGCUCGACACCGCAAUCUAUGCUUCCAUCCUCAACACUGACUCGGUCUCCCGCCGCUCGCCCAACCUUGUCGCACGCGGCCUGCCCGAAUACUCGCGCGAACAGUCCAGCCGCGCCGCCUCGGUCCCCGCCUUUGGCAACACUGGCUCGCACUCCAGCAGCAACGCAAAGGACGUGCAGUCCUUCGUCUCGGACCUCACCAGCACCACCUUCCUCACUCGCAGGGAGAGGGAAGCAGCCGCAGCCGCAGCAAAGUCGUCCACCACAGAAUCAUCCUCCUCCGCCGCUGACCCAUCGUCCAAGCCCAAAAAAGGCGGCCUCCGAAGCUUCAGCGAUGCCGACAUUGCCAUGUACGAGCGAAGGCACAACAACGCCACGGGUGCAGGCGUCUCUGCCGGCCUCGACAACAGCCGCUACUCGGGCGCAGAGAGGCUCACCCACCUCGAUCGCGUCACUCCCGGCGCCAACGAAUGGUACAGAAGCCAAGGCCUCAACACCCGCUCCGCCCGCGUCCGUGAUGCGAUCUUCGGCACGGUCAACGGCGAGUUGCCCGGUCUCGAAAUCGUACGUGAGAGAAUCGCAAAGCUUAAGAGCCAGACGCCCUCCGAAGACAAAGACUAA